This is a messenger RNA of Mytilus trossulus (common blue mussel), 473 nucleotides long. Its product is annotated as perlucin-like. Lineage: Eukaryota; Metazoa; Mollusca; Bivalvia; Mytilida; Mytilidae. The transcript is spliced from 3 exons. The record is from RefSeq and is a predicted model, not a curated record. Gene Ontology annotation, molecular function: signaling receptor activity. Bases 20 to 367 code for a protein of 115 amino acids.
AAAAGUUUCUAUAUUUUAGAUGAUAUGCAAAGUUUACGGUGGGUAUUUGGCUAACAUCGAUACUGACCAAGAACAACUUUACGUUGCGAGCUACUUAGCAAGGUUAGGGAAAGAUGCAUUCACACCUGGAAAGUUCUGGUUAGGAGGAUCCGAUAUUCAGACAGAGGGAAUAUGGGUAUGGACACAUGGUAGUGACCAAUUUGUCUUCACUAAUUGGCAAUCAGGACAACCAAGUAAUAGUCAAGGCAAAGAAAAUUGUGUGGAGUUCGAAUUUUCUACUAACUUUAAAUGGAAUGACAAUGACUGUCAGAAUAGACUCAACUUUCUGUGUGAAAUACCAUCAAAUCAACCACAGAUAAUUGGAUGAUGGAGAUGAUGGUGAUGUAUUAGCUUAACAGUAAUCAGUUGGAGCCAGCAAUUUGUAAUUUGUUUACGAAAACACUAUUAAAAUAAAACUGUUAAUGAGUAAUACA